CUCAAUAAGACUUUAAUGUUUGAGCAAUGUGCAAAGAAACCUAGGCUACCCAGGAUUUGCAUUCUUUUGAGUUCUUCCUGUAGAAAAAUCAUUCUUUUCCCCACGGGAGGGUCACGUUUCGCUUCGUGAAAAUAAUUUUCCGAUCGGUCAAGAUCGAGCUUGGGCUUGCUGAAGAGGGUCAGCAAUUUAGAAUUCUUGCAUAAAAAUGUGUACUACAAUCGGCAGCACCAGUACCGCCCGUGGCGUCCUUCAGAAGACCGCCUUCGCAUUCUGUGCCCUCUCCACCUUUUCGGGAACGCACGGUGUGCGGGUGUCGUCGCCGAGGCGCAGUAAAGUUGCUCGGAGCGCCGGGAGAAACAGCAAGACUGGAGACAGUAGUGUAUCCGAUCCCGCCUCCUGGAAACCGACACUGCAACCCUACACGCCAGGAGAAGUUUUCACAGCCUUUGCAAACAAUGAUGUUGAGAGCAAAAGCAGCGACGAGGUAGCUUUUUCUCCCCCGCCCUGGGUCGACGAGGGCAACAAGUACAGCCAUAUCGGUGGAAACUUUUCCCCACCCCCCGGACUUCCGCCGCCGCCCGGCCUUUUUGCGCCACACGACCGGGAUACUACUAGUUUUGCGGUGACGCAGGAGCCGCUCCUGAUCGACGAGGCUGACCUUGUGUUUCCUCCGGGCUUGGGGCUGGAGAAGGACGAAGGUACGCCAGCGCUUCACGUGGCAGGUGAAAUUCCGAUUGUCGUUCCAGACGAGCCAGUUGUUACAAAAACGCAGGAGAAGAGCACAAGGGCGAAAAAGAAGGCGCUACCCCCAGUACCGGUUUUUCGAGCGCCGCCACCGUCGAUAGAUGCGAAAACCACGGGUGACACUUGGUCUACGUUCCGUGCUAUGAGUCUAGAGCCUUCGUACGUGGUACCGGCUGUAUCCUCUUCAAGCGACGGGGAAUCAACACUGGAACCAAGUGAAACAGGUAUAACCUGAGUCGUUGAUCGUAGACUGUAGUGCAUGUGGCUAUAUGAUCACUGUUGUCUUUGUGUCGACGGACUGUAGCGCGAUUUGACUUUGAAGCCCUAAUGGUGUAGUUCCGCGCGUCCAAUUAUGCACAGCGUUCUACAACUCCCGAAAUUUUUGUGCAAAAAUUAACAGAUACACUUGCGACGUUUUCGCGGAUGACCACCCCGGCCCUCCCGGAAAGCCACCAGACGGCCCAAGCUCCGACUCUGGUCCAGUCCGCGAGCAGCUCCACGACUAGCCCCGCUAGCAGAACGUACGCCCAGGCGGUUGUCGCUGGAACUACAGGGUUGUCAUCUCCCACGGGCGAGCGGUCCUGCAGAGCGGGCGGGGUUCCGUCGCUCACGCAUUUGGGCCCACAGAGCGCCGCGUUUCCGCCGCUCUCGUCCGCCGCUGCGGCGCAAAAGGCAACGUCCUCGCCCAACACCAAGGCGGCGAAACGCUUCCAGAAAAACCUGCUGGCCUUCGAGAAGAAGAUGCACGAUCUGCACUACGAAACGGCGAAAGGCGUCGUUCUGGAAAAGCGCGACAAGCCGUCCACGCGGCGCGGGUGAGUACAACUGCGGAUUCAAGUAUUUCCGCUAGAAAAUAAGAGCGAGUCCAGUAGUUUUCGGAAGACCAAGGGGUCGACUGACUAAGCUUGCAACUACACUUUUCGGUCAACAGACGGGGCGUUUGUCCAAGAUGUCUUUUUGGUUGUUUGACGUUCUGAUGUUUCGCUUUUAAGUACUUAUUUGUUUUGAUGUUCCACCAGCUUCUUCUCGAAGAGGACGGAAAAUAAACUAGGAGUGUCAUGAUUGACAGCACAGAUGCAUUGGCCAUAAAUCAAUAUGACGUACCAGAAAUGCAAAUUUUCAAGAAGCAAGUGGUCUGCCAAACCCAAAAGACGUCGUACCGGCAACUAAGUACCCUAAAAGAAUUUUUAUAAAUGAACUGCAGAUUAAUUUUGUGCAUUGCAUACGAACCCAGAAAAGCAAU
Messenger RNA from Amoebophrya sp. A120, 1987 nucleotides. NCBI's taxonomy places the organism in Eukaryota, Dinophyceae, Syndiniales, Amoebophryaceae. The record is from the annotation of a GenBank genome assembly.